UCAGUCAUACAUGGUCCUAUCUUCCUAUCGUCGUCCUCGAACUGAUGGGAGCAGCCUUGCCAAGCAUGCAGCUACCGAACGACUCGUCGAAUAAACGUCAUUGUUUGCAUUAUCGAUAUGCGCGAUCUCCCCAGAGCCCACCCCGGCGUCUCCUGCCAUGUGCGAUUUGCUCCGUCUCGAUGAUCCACAAGCGGCUUCCUCAUGCUUUUCCAGUAAAGUGUGGAGCAGAUACUGGGAAGCUGCAGGAACGGAAGUCGUUGCUGUGUCGACUAUGCUUGUUUAGGCUGCUGUCAAGACGGGCUUCCUUAUCAGCUUCCCGUUGAACGCGUUUUCGUCUUCUCGAUUUGGCGCGUAUAAGAACGCCCAUGAAGAGCGGAAGAGCAAGGUGAGUGACCUUCCAUCCGUCUAAACUGUACCCUCAAGACGAGAAAAAUGCGUUUCGUAGUUCUCUCAGCGCUCGUGAGCGCCGUAACUUUUGCCUCUGCCCGCACCGUUGGUCCCUUCACAGGUACCAUCAUCAAAGGCCAGCAAUUCCCUACUUUGAUAGAGGUGGACCUUGAGCAGCUCCAAGAUGGCCUUGAGAGCGGUCUUUUCACCUCCCAAGAUCUGGUCGCGGCAUACGUCGCCCGCAUCAAUGAGGUCAACAGCACGCUUCACAUGGUUACGGAGCUCAACCCCGACGCAAUGGCCAUUGCGAAGACUGCAGAUGCUCUGCGCGCCAAUGGCACGCUCCUCGGGCCUCUCCACGGCAUCCCGAUCCUCAUUAAGAACAACAUUGCCACAAACGACAAGAUGAACAACACGGCUGGAUCCUGGUCGCUGGUGGGCAGCAAGGUUCCCAGAGACAGCACAAUGGCUGCGAAGCUGAGGAAGGCUGGCGCCAUCAUUCUCGGCAAGACCAACCUUAGCCAGUGGGCGAAUUACCGGUCGCAGAACACCAGCAACGGUUGGUCAGCAUACGGAGGUCAGACUUAUGGGGCGUACUUCCCAGGUCAAGAUCCGAGCGGCAGCUCAUCGGGCUCUGGUGUCUCGAGCUCGAUUGGUCUCGCUCUGGCUGCGCUCGGAACCGAGACUUCUGGCUCCAUUCUCAGCCCCAGCAGUCAGAACAAUCUGGUGGGUAUCAAGCCCACAGUGGGCUUGACGAGCCGCUACUUGGUCAUUCCGAUCAGCGAACAUCAGGAUACCAUUGGCCCUAUGGCUCGCUCCGUUAAGGACGCUGCCUACCUGCUCCAAGCCAUUGCCGGGCCGGAUCAGUACGACAACUACACUUCCGCCAUCCCGUGGGCAAAGACGGGCGCUGCUCCGGACUACGUGGCCGCGUGCAACUAUAAUGCAUUCGCCGGCAAACGCAUUGGUAUCGCACGCAACGUCCUCGCUCUCAACCCACCGCAGCCGGCUGUCCUUGCCGCAUUCAACACGGCUGUCGCUCAGAUCAAAGCCGCUGGCGCCACGAUCGUCGAUGCCAACUUCACGGGAUACCAGCAGUAUCUGAGCAAUGGCAACUCUUCGAUCGUAUUGGAAGCCGACUUCGUCUCCGAUUUGGCCAACUAUCUCAGCCAGCUAACAUACAAUCCAAACAACAUUCACAACCUCACCGACGAGCGUAACUUUACCCAGUCCUUCCCGGCGGAGAUGUACCCGACGCGUGACACCAGGAUCUGGGACGCCGCACUCGCACUCGGCUUCAAUAACAGCGACGCCAGGUUUGCGGCCGCAUACAACGUGACGACGUACUUCGGAGGCGUGGGUGGCAUCCUGGGAGCCAUUGCCGACAACAAUGUCAGCGCCGUCCUCCUCCCCACGCCGCUUAGCCCUGGCAUUCCGGCACUCAUUGGCAGCCCGGUGAUAACGGUGCCCAUGGGUUUCUACCCCGCCAACACAUCGGUUGUGAUGAACGGCUUCGGCAACCUAGUCGCUCGCGGACCGAACUUUCCUUUCGGCCUGUCGUUCAUGGGCGCGAAGUGGAGCGAGGCGGACCUCAUCGGCUUUGCUUAUGCAUACGAGCAGCGGACUUUCCACCGGAAUGAUGUCCAGCCGUAUCUGGUCCCGAACAUUGAGAUUAACGACGUUGUUUCAUGACUGGGCGUGUCAGUGAUCGACGAGGAGAAGAUGUGUAGUCGGAAGUGGGCUGAGAGGUGUGAUGACUUUGAGAAGGUACCAGAAGAGAUGGUCAAAAAAGGAGCGCCAAGGGAAAAGAGUUACUGGGAGGAAAUCUUCGAGAGAACGGGCAGGGGUGAUGGUUCUCCUCCUCUGGACACAGAACAGCAGACGUAGAAGGCUCAGCAGUGAAGAUCAUCUUGCUGUCUCAUACUGUGCAUCAAUCCGUGUGUCGCACAUUAAGUCUAGCUGGAGCUGUGAGUUCAUGUGGGAACUUCUUGCGUAGAGUCAGUACCAGAGUAACUACCGUAACUCCAAGCGCGA
Baudoinia panamericana UAMH 10762 is the source of this 2421-nucleotide messenger RNA. RefSeq lists its product as uncharacterized. NCBI's taxonomy places the organism in Eukaryota, Fungi, Ascomycota, Dothideomycetes, Mycosphaerellales, Teratosphaeriaceae. The transcript has a single exon. Bases 433 to 2079 code for a protein of 548 amino acids. The record is from RefSeq and is a predicted model, not a curated record.